GCAGGAAGCCGUCUUCACGUAAAAAAAAAAAAGAAAGAAGCAGACGAAAUCAACAAUAACAAAACAGCCCUUCACAGCAUCGAACUUUGUUUUCGUAAACGAGGUGUUUGCUAAUCCAACCGUCAGCUAAAAUGAGAGGAGGCUCAUCGUACGGUGACAGGGACCGCGACCGGGGUCGCGAUAGGGGAAGUCCCCGUUUCGGGUCGAGCAGGGGUGGUACGUUUGGGAACCCCGGAGAGCGUUUACGCAAAAAGAAAUGGGAUCUGGACCAACUUCCUAAGUUCGAGAAGAAUUUUUACAAAGAACACCCAGAUGUGCAGCGCAUUAGCCAGUAUGACCUAGAGGAGUUCCGCAGGAAGAAGGAGAUCACCAUCCGAGGUUCAGGCUGCCCUAAGCCUGUCACCAGCUUCUCUCAGGCCCACUUCCCACAGUACGUCAUGGACGUGCUGAUGCAGCAGAACUUCAAGGAGCCCACAGCCAUCCAGGCUCAGGGGUUCCCUCUGGCGCUGAGUGGCAGGGACAUGGUGGGCAUCGCCCAGACCGGCUCAGGGAAAACCCUGUCGUAUCUCCUGCCGGCCCUUGUCCACAUCAGCCACCAGCCCUACCUGGAGAGGGGACACGGGCCCAUCUGCCUGGUCCUGGCCCCCACCAGAGAGCUUGCCCAGCAGGUACAGCAGGUUGCCCAUGACUACGGAAGGUCGUCUCGCAUCAAGAGCACCUGUGUGUAUGGAGGUGCUCCCAAGGGGCCCCAGAUCAGAGACCUGGAGAGAGGUGUGGAGAUCUGCAUCGCCACGCCUGGUCGUCUCAUCGACUUCCUGGAGGCGGGGAAGACCAACCUGCGGCGCUGCACCUACCUGGUCCUGGACGAGGCCGACAGGAUGCUGGACAUGGGCUUUGAGCCCCAGAUCCGCAAGAUCGUCAACCAGAUCAGGCCUGACCGGCAGACCCUGAUGUGGAGCGCCACCUGGCCCAAGGAGGUGCGCCAGCUGGCCGAGGACUUCCUGCGGGACUACGUCCAGAUCAACGUGGGCGCCCUGGAGCUCAGCGCCAACCACAACAUCCUGCAGAUAGUGGACGUGUGCAUGGAGAACGAGAAGGACAACAAACUGCUCCAGCUGAUGGAGGAGAUCAUGGCUGAGAAGGAGAACAAGACCAUCAUCUUUGUGGAGACCAAGAAGCGCUGUGAUGACCUGACCCGCAGGAUGAGACGGGAUGGGUGGCCAGCUAUGUGUAUCCAUGGUGACAAGAGCCAGCCUGAGAGAGACUGGGUGCUGACUGAGUUCCGGAGUGGCAAGGCUCCCAUCCUCAUCGCUACUGACGUGGCCUCGCGUGGUCUAGACGUGGAUGACGUGAAGUUUGUCAUCAACUACGACUACCCCAACUCCUCUGAGGACUACAUCCACCGCAUCGGGCGCACGGCGCGCAGCACUAACAAGGGCACGGCCUACACCUUCUUCACCCCGGGGAACCUGCGGCAGGCACGCCAGCUGCUCCGAGUCCUGGAGGAGGCCCGCCAGGACAUCAACCCCAAGCUGCUGCAGCUGGUCAACACCGGCCGUGGGGGAGGAAGUGGAGGAGGAGGUAGCAGGUCCCGUUUCCGUGGCGCCAGCUCCAGUUCCAACAACCCCAACCUGAUGUACCAGGACGAGUGUGACCGGCGCAUGAAGAGCACUGGGGGAGGUGGCAGUGGCAAAGACAGCCGGGGGGACGGCCGGGGGGACGGCCGGGGGGAGGGCCGGGGGGGGAGCAGAGGGGACAGCAGGGGCAAUCGCGAUGCAGACCGCUCCUCCUCCUCUUACCGGGAGCGCAGCUCCAAAGAUGGGCGUGGCAGCUACAGCUCCUCCUCCACCUCAGGCUCCUCCUCCUCCUAUGAGCCGUACCAGAGCAGCAGCACUCAGUACAGCUCCUCUAGGGGGGGCUCUGGGGGUCAGGCUCCUCCCCCGCCCGGCCCCCAGCCCCUCAUGGCUCAGCAGUUCACCCCUGCCCAACCCAUGAUGGGGCUCAUGGGACACGCCCCCUUUCAGUUCGCCCCCCCUCCCCCGGCCCCAGGACGCAAGUAGAGAUUCACACACACACACACACACACCACCACACAC
This is a messenger RNA of Hypomesus transpacificus, 2096 nucleotides long. Its product is annotated as probable ATP-dependent RNA helicase DDX17. The coding region runs from base 132 to 2060 and encodes 642 amino acids. Gene Ontology annotation, molecular function: ATP binding; RNA helicase activity; RNA binding. Gene Ontology annotation, cellular component: cytoplasm; nucleus; ribonucleoprotein complex. The transcript has 14 exons. The record is from RefSeq and is a predicted model, not a curated record. Gene Ontology annotation, biological process: alternative mRNA splicing, via spliceosome. Lineage: Eukaryota; Metazoa; Chordata; Actinopteri; Osmeriformes; Osmeridae.